AUGACGUCUGACCAGCACUUGGAUGCAUUUUUGGAGUCUCAGAGAAAGCCCUGUAUUCCAAGUUCCAUAUUCCAGAUGGAGCAUGACAUGGGUACCAAGUCCAAAAAUGUAUCUAUAAUAGAGCAGCGCCAUAAGUGUGAUAAUGCUAAAGGACUCAAAGCCUUCUUUGAUGGCAUCAAAUAUGGACCUAAGCAUCUGAUGAUAUUUGGUGGAGUGUGCCCUUCUAUUACAUCCAUUAUUGCUGAAUCACUUAAAGAAUGGAAUCUGGUUCAGCUUUCCUUUGCUGCAACUACACCAGUCCUGGCUGAUAAGAAGAAAUAUCCUAAUUUCUUCCGGACAGUCCCAUCAGAUAAUGCAGUCAAUCCUGCAGUUGUCAAGUUCCUCAAACAUUUUCAUUGGCGUAGGGUAGGAACCUUGACCCAGGAUGUGCAACGAUUCUCUGAGGUGAGGAAUGAUCUGACCAGUGAGCUGGAGAAAGCAGACAUUCAAAUCGCCGACACUGAGAGUUUCUCUAAUGAUCCUUGUCUGAGUGUCAGAAAGCUUAGGGAUAAUGAUGUCCGAAUUAUUCUUGGCCAGUUUGACGAGAACAUGGCAGCAAAGGUAUUCUGUUGUGCCUUUCAUGAGAACAUGUAUGGAAUUAAAUACCAGUGGAUCAUCCCAGGCUGGUAUCAGUUAAACUGGUGGAAACCAAUUGCUUCCAGUUAUUGUAAUGUAAAAAACCUACUCACUGCCAUGGAAGGAUAUGUAGCUGUGGAUUUUGAGCCACUUAGUACAAAGGAAAUCAGGACAAUAUCUGGGCUGACACCUCAACAAUAUGAGCAAGAGUACAAUAAAAUGAGGGGUAGUGCUGAGUAUAGCAAAUUCCAUGGAUUUGCAUAUGAUGGAAUCUGGGUAAUUGCCACAACAUUACAGCGAGCAAUGGAUAGUUUGAAACGUCUUGGCAAUCCACAAACCAUCCGGGACUUCAAUUAUGUGAACAAGGACCUUGGCCAAAUCUUUCUAGAUUCCAUGAAUGAGACCAACUUCUUUGGGGUGACAGGGCAAGUUGUGUUUAGAAAUGGAGAGCGAAUGGGAACCAUCAUUUUCUCACAGUUUCAAGAUAAAGUAGAAGUUAAAGUUGGAGAAUAUAACGCCAUAGCUGACUCCCUGGAAUUAAUUAACAACACUCUUAGGUUUCAAGGUGUUGAACCUCCAAAGGACAGGACUAUUAUACAGCCACAGCUGCGCAAGAUUUCCUUACCACUCUACAGUAUUCUUUCUGCUUUGACUGUCUUAGGAAUGUUCAUGUCCAGUGCUUUUCUCUUCUUCAACAUCAAAAAUCGAAAUCAGAAGUUGAUAAAGAUGUCCAGCCCCUACAUGAACAACCUUAUUAUCCUUGGGGGAAUGCUCUCUUAUGCUUCCAUAUUCCUUUUUGGCCUUGAUGGAUCAUUUGUUAUGCCUAACACAUUUGAGACCCUCUGUACUGUUAGAACCUGGAUUCUUACAGUCGGCUACACCACAGCAUUCGGAGCCAUGUUUGCAAAAACAUGGAGAGUUCACGCCAUAUUUAAAAAUGUGAAAAUGAAGAAAAAGAUCAUCAAGGACCAGAAACUGCUUAUUAUUGUCGGUGGGAUGCUGCUUAUCGAUCUCUGCAUCCUCAUUUGCUGGCAGGUUGUGGAUCCACUGAGGAGGACGGUAGAAGACUACCCUUUAGAGCCGGAUCCUGCUGGGAGAGAUUUUGCAAUCCAACCAUUGCUGGAGCACUGUGAAAAUUCCCACAUGAGUAUUUGGCUGGGCAUCGUAUAUGCAUAUAAAGGGCUUCUUAUGCUGUUUGGAUGUUUUCUUGCUUGGGAAACUCGGAAUGUGAGCAUCCCAGCCCUGAAUGACAGCAAAUACAUCGGAAUGAGUGUAUAUAACGUGGGAAUCAUGUGCAUAAUAGGAGCUGCUGUUUCAUUCCUAACUCGAGACCAGCCAAAUGUGCAGUUCUGUAUUGUAGCUCUGGUGAUCAUUUUCUGCAGCACCAUCACUCUCUGCUUGGUUUUUGUGCCAAAGCUAAUUACAUUAAGAACAAAUCCAGAUGCAGCCACUCAGAACAGACGAUUACAAUUCACCCAGAAUCAGAAGAAAGAAGACUCGAAGACAUCAACUUCUGUCACGAGUGUGAACCAGGCAAAUACAUCUCGACUUGAGGGAUUUCAGACUGAUAACCAUCGCCUGCGAAUGAAAAUCACAGAGCUUGACAAAGAGCUUGAGGAGGUUACCAUGCAGCUACAGGACACGCCUGAAAAGACGCAGUACAUUAAGCAAAACCACAUUCAAGAGCUCAAUAACAUCCUGAGCAUACGGAACUUCACAGAUGGAAAAGAUAGUGACAAGCCUCUAAUGAAAAACCAGCAUGAUUCGCGGUCACAGGUGCCUUGGGGCACCACUCUGGAGCCUUCCAGAACAAACAAAGAUGUCAUAGAAGAUAUCAACUCUCCAGAACAUAUACAGCGCAGACUGUCUUUGCAGCUACCAAUUCUUCAUCAUGCCUACCUGCCAUCAAUAGGUGGAGUUGAUGCUAGUUGUGCCAGUCCGUGUGUUAGUCCUAGUGCCAGUCCACGGCACAGACAUGUGCAGCCAUCAUUUCGAGUCAUGGUUUCCGGCCUGUAA
Molecule: messenger RNA, 2631 nt
Organism: Carcharodon carcharias (great white shark)
Lineage: Eukaryota; Metazoa; Chordata; Chondrichthyes; Lamniformes; Lamnidae
Gene: gabbr2
Product: gamma-aminobutyric acid (GABA) B receptor, 2
Exons: 19
Coding region: 1-2631 (876 amino acids)
Biological process (GO): G protein-coupled receptor signaling pathway; gamma-aminobutyric acid signaling pathway
Cellular component (GO): G protein-coupled receptor heterodimeric complex; membrane
Molecular function (GO): G protein-coupled GABA receptor activity
Source: RefSeq, a predicted model, not a curated record